Molecule: messenger RNA, 351 nt
Organism: Nicotiana tabacum (common tobacco)
Lineage: Eukaryota; Viridiplantae; Streptophyta; Magnoliopsida; Solanales; Solanaceae
Source: RefSeq, a predicted model, not a curated record
AUGGAUACUGCACAAAGAGUAGUCAAAUAUGUGAAGAAUCAGCCUGGACAAGACAUACUAUUGUCUACUGAGAAGAAGAACAUAGUCACAACCUAUUGUGAUGCUGACUGGGCAGCCUGUCCUCUUACUAAAAAAUCUGUAACUGGAUUCUUCAUUAUGUAUGGUGACUCACUAGUGUCCUGGAAGUCUAAGAAGCAGAGCACUAUCUCUAGGAGUUCUGCAGAAUCAGAAUACAGAAGCAUUGCAUCGACUGUGGUAGAAGUAGUUUGGAUACUUGGAUUGUUUAAAGAUAUUAGAGUGCCAGUUACUCUUCUUGUGAUCAUUCAUACUGAUAGCAAGGCAGCAAUUUAG